AUGGCCAUGUCUAAGCUAUCGCGAGCUGGCAACAUGGGCUUUCAAGAGGCUGGGAGUAGUGGUACUGACCAUCGCCUCAUCAAGAAGUGCAGGACCUACGACAUGUCUUUCCUCGACGAGUUUGGGAUGGACAGCGAGUAUGCAGAGCUCGAUACCGAGCAGGACCUGAGAUACGCUCUUGUGGACGCUGCGCUCAUAGUGCGGAUACCACAGGAGAGGCCGUAUACCAGGCGAGAGCUGGAUAAUCGCGCCAACGCGGAGUGGGACCGAAUCAAGUGGAAUGCGAAGCGGGCUCCGGACUUUGGCGAGAUGUGGUUGGGGCGAUUUCGGAGAAAGUAUGAGCUGCUGACGGGGCGUGUAUUGAUGAUGAAGAGUGAUCGGGUUGACGGUAUACAGAGUGAUCAGAAGAAUGGGCAACGACAAGCGAGACAGAGCAUGGCCAGACUGAAGGGUGACCUGGCCAAAGGUGUUCGAGAGGAUCUUGCCAGAGAUGAUGCUGCGCAGACGCUGAUGACGAUUAAGAACGAACCUCAAGCUUGUGCUGAGGACAGGAUGACGAAGGGCAGGAUUCCGGGCAAUGAUGGGGUUCGUCCCAAAGUAGCUACCAAGCCAGCAUGUCCAUCUGCGAAAUCGACGUCCAAGACAGCGAAUUGUUCUGCAAAAAGCCAUGCGACUGACGGCAAGCUCCUCAGAAACGAUGCUGCACGACCUGAUCGUGCCAUGAAGCAGGCCUGUGCUUCUGCUAAGCCGAUACACAGAACGCCAGCUUCUCAAGGAAUACCGAGUCGCCAUGUCGAGUCAGAUAUCGCGACGGACCAGACGGUGGCAGAGCUCGCUGCAUCAACUCCAGAAAGAUCACAGCCCUGUAACAUCGGUGUUCCUGUGCCACCACAGCACGGUAUCUCUGAGCAAGAUACCAAAGGUCCCAUCCCGCCUCCGCCUCUCCAAUGGCGUCGAGUGCCCAGCGUACCGUCUCGACAUACACCGGAGCCCAUAACAUGGGCCCCGAUCACUAUAUCCUUAGACCUCCCACGCUGGCUCCGCAAAUCCGCUCAAGUAGCAGCGAAGUCUGACAUCACCCCCGCAGCCACGUCUAAGGACCCUGCGCAAGUGGCGGUAGAGCCUGACCUCAAUACAAAGCAAAGGCCAUCGAACCCAGCCCAGAUGAGGGCAGAGUCUGUUGUUGUCACUCCUAGCAGGAAGCCAGGAAAGCUCAUGCGAACUGGUCAUUUGCCGUCGGUGGAGCUUCUUUCUAGUUCUCCAUGCUCCAGAGCAGAUCGGAAAGUCAAACGGGAGAGACGAGAUUCAGCACAUGCGAGGCUGGACGAAGUUGCAGUAAAGCAAGAGACCACCGGUCACAGUGAGGCUCUUCUACAGGAAACCGAGGCUGGUGAGCUUGAUAAGAUGAUCCUGGACGACAUUGACGACAUCUUUGAUAAUGUGACUCUUGAUACUCCCCCUACGCCACGACAACACAAGAAACCCCGUCCAGAAGACGCGGCAGUCUCAGCUUCAGUCAAUGUAACAGCGGAAACGAAAGCACCGCCCAUGAGUGCGGAUGUAGAAAAUGUCACCGAGGAUACAAGUAGCGAGAAUCUUGUCAACCUCUCUGCAAGCCACGGAACCAGGUCCAGCUCGAACGAAUGUGUUGACUGCGGACUGUCAGCGAGACACACGGGCAAGGGUAACAUUGUGGUGAGCCUCUGUACGCACGCCGCAGAGAAGAUUCGUGCACGAAAGCAAGGUACUGUGGUAGAAGAGACCAAAGGUGACCCCGAGAGCCAAGAAGUGUUCGAGCCCUGCCACAAGACGAUUGGCGAGAACGUCAAGCAAGGAGGGCAAAAGAGGCGAGCCUCGAUAGGACCGCCAACUCGUACAGAUCCAUCGAAGAGGUCGAAGAGGUUGCGAACGAGUCAGCAAGAGGUGGCCCUCCCCGUGGAAAGUGACGAUGAGCCACCAAUGUUGCGCAAACGAAGAGCGAAGGGUUUGACUGGCGCAGACGCACGGAGCGAUUCUGAUGCUGCGCCAGCCAGCAUCUCCAUCUACCGUACCACGAAAGUUGCAGUCUCUACUACACGCGACGGCUUCGUCAUUGAUACUUGUAUCGAUGUUCGCACGGAAGUGACUGCUCAGGUUUGCGAUGUCAUUCAGAUUGCGAGCCGGCCAGAAUCGAUCUCGCAAACUCCUGUUGACACGAGUGCAACGCUCGCAGCAUUGAGCAAAGACACCAGCCCAAGUCGUGAUACGGGCAGACCCUCAGCUUAUGUCAACUCGGGGAGUCAGACUCUCAGAUCAGCUCAGGCAAAUGUUGGGCUACAAGCGACUUGCUCUAGACCAAUCGAUGGUGCCACGCAGACGCCGGCACUACACUAUACUGAUGCCGGAAGCCAAAGCGGUGCCAUCGACUACCAGAGCGUUGCCACUCAGACCAAGCACGAACUGCCACCGCAAUUCCUGAAGAUGUCCGAUCACCCCAAGGACAUCAUGUCUGCCACAUCACAUCAGCAUCCAGCUCCCAUUACCUCGAUCGAGUCCUCCGUCGGGGCGAACAGUGCCAGUCUGCUAUGCAAUUAUCUGGCGACGCUGAACGACAAUAUGGGCCAGAUCAAAGACAUGCUAGCGGUCAAUGCCGAUCAAGCGGAGUCUCGUCCAAUGCUGAAGAGGAAGCAAAGCGUCGAGACUGAGGAUUUGAAGUCGCCAGCGACCAGGCGUGACGAGUCUUUCAGCAAGAGACGCUGCGUCCGAUAUUUCGCUUAUAACGUUCGUGUGCGAAGAGCUGAUGAAACAAUGCUCAAGCAGAAAGUUUGUUCUCUCGACAAGAGACCGCGCAAGUCAAAAUGA
Messenger RNA from Fulvia fulva, 2841 nucleotides. RefSeq lists its product as uncharacterized. The transcript has 2 exons. Lineage: Eukaryota; Fungi; Ascomycota; Dothideomycetes; Mycosphaerellales; Mycosphaerellaceae. Bases 1 to 2841 code for a protein of 946 amino acids. The record is from RefSeq and is a predicted model, not a curated record.